This is a messenger RNA of Fusarium venenatum, 1758 nucleotides long. RefSeq lists its product as uncharacterized. Lineage: Eukaryota; Fungi; Ascomycota; Sordariomycetes; Hypocreales; Nectriaceae. The record is from RefSeq and is a predicted model, not a curated record.
AUGAAACCGAAAGACAGUCCGUCUGAUGCCUUAAGCAGCCUCCGCAAGGCGAUUGGUCUUAGUGAUGGAGACACGAUACGUUGCUUUGCUCAAGCUCAAGACGAUAAAUACUGUAUCGGUACCUUGCCAAAUACACGAAAGAAGAAAAACAACACUCUUCUACAGACCUUGGCUCUUUAUGAGCUUGGUAGCGAAGGUCCAUACGCAGCCCAGACGGUCGAGACGACUCUUGCUGAGUUGACCCAAAAUCUCAUCUGCCGCAGACCCAUCAUAUCGCAUGCGGCCAAGUUUGAGGUUGACGGAAAGCGCUAUAAAGACAAUCUGGAGUAUGUUUACUUCUUGUUGACCUCGAAGUUUGCGAACUGGCAGUUGGAGAGAAAGGCGGAGGAAUUAUGGAACAAUCGACAGCAUACGCCAACUCGAACUUCCCAAAAACCCAUGGCCAAAUCCAAGGGUUAUGCGAGCAACUCAAAGAACGUAAGAUGUUCUGAUGAAGAUGCAUAUGAGGACAGCGAGGAAACAGACGAUGAAAGCAGUGAAGAAUCGGGCGAUGAAGACGUGUUCGACACAACCAAAAGAGAGAAGCUCCAAGGACCUAAAUUAGUCAGGGAGAGUCCUCAUGGUGAGCGAGAUCUCUUGGUGACGCCAGUGAGAAGCCGACGUACAAGAAAUCGACGCAUGGUUUCCAGAAGUACAAGAGCAGUAGAAGGGUAUUUCGAGCCACCAUUAUCUCCUUCACCUAGCGACGAUGGAUUCAUCGUUUCACCAGCAUCAGUCACAUCUCCGGAUCCCAGCGAAUUGUUUACUCCGUUGUCGGCUGUCUCGACGCCCGACUCACUUGAUAGCAGUGUGGGGAUUGAAUCUCGGUGGUCUUCUUUCAGAACUUCAUAUAGAAAGCGACAAGAUGCAAGCCCGACACGUAGGGCAGAACUCACAAAUCUUGAUAUUCUCUCAAAAGACAUGACGCGAAAGUUGAAUCUAAGUAGGAGCAUCUCUGACAAAGAGGAAGACUCUGAUGAUGAGAGUAGCUCUGACACCCAGGGUCAAAAUUCUGGAUCGAGUCAAAAGGCAGCAACUGGCCCAACUCCUCGUCAACUUAUAACCUUUCAUCGGAAAAUACAACCCGUCCGCGACAUUCUUGAAUGCAUGGCAAAGUCACCUGGUAAAACGGGUUUCGCGUCUGGCUGGAUAUACGGCUUCACCGACCCAACAAUACAGGGCGACCACAUCAAAAUCGGAUACACAAAAUAUCCUGUUGCAAGAAGGAUGAGAGAAUGGGAAAGAUGCGGCUACAAGCCUCUUGUCAAAUUCGAGGUAUCCAUGCCAUGUGCAGUCAAGAAAAUGGAAAAGUUGAUACACUACACUCUACACAUAGAAGAAGAGUACGCAUCUUGUCCAGCCACAUCGUGCAAGAAGAGGCACGGGGAGUGGUUCAAUAUAUCAGAGGGCGAUGCACAGGGAGUUGUCGAAAUUUGGGGAAAGUUUAGUAACCUGAUGCCAUACACCGAGACACGUCAACUGAACGACAUCUGGAAGAGUAUUGUGACGGCUCAGCUAGCAAAGCCUUGGUCAUCAGGUACUAAGACGUGGUUGAAGGAAGAACUGCUUACAAUAGUGUCAAAGGAGGCAAAGCUACAGGACAACUUGGAGAAAAAGAAGCAGGAAAGAAAGGAGAUCAAACAACAAUUGCUAAAGAUCGAAGAGGAUGAAGAGCGACUUCAAAGACAGCUGGAAGGGUUGGCGAUUGGUAACAGGUAA